Messenger RNA from Bursaphelenchus okinawaensis, 1747 nucleotides. Lineage: Eukaryota; Metazoa; Nematoda; Chromadorea; Rhabditida; Aphelenchoididae. The record is from the annotation of a GenBank genome assembly.
AUGAUUCUCCUCUAUGUUCUCAUCUUGCUCGGCUGUUCGGUCGCUCAUGACAUUCCGGACAAGGUGGAUCCUUUUCUCGAGUUGUUGUUCGAGACCCCCGAGUGUAAGUUUACUUUAUGUUGAUAUCAGUGUGCUUUCUUGGUCAAAUUCACUUUUUCGUGGUUUGACUUUUGUAUAUUCUAAUAGACUUUUUAAUCUUUUUGACUACAUAACAUAAUAUUAUUGUAUUUUAGGCGAAUCAGUUGUAUCAAGUGUCGACUUUCUGAUAGUGGAUACGAUAAAAUGUGCACCAUUCACCUGUGCCUUCCCUCAUCAAGUGUGUAUGAGGAAGAGCAGCCUGUUGAACGAAGAGAAGGCCAAUCAAUGUAGGCCAAUCCCCAACUCUGUAGGUAGUUGAACUUUGGUUUGUUGUUCGUAUUGUUUGUCUACCGCAAGCUCAAUCGGUCAGAUGGUUAUUCUAAAUAACUUGUGAUCGUUAUGAGUCAAUAAUUGUAAACUAAAUCUUCAGUUCUAAGGUUUUUUUAAUUUAUGGUUAUUUUGGAAUUUAAAUUAUUAAAACUCGUUGACUUUGAUGUAAUGUAUAAUUUCUAGUGCAUAACGGCUGCGAAUGGUGGAAUACCGGUGACAAAAGCAACUGCACCAGCUCCAACUCUCCCACCAACUCCGCCACCGAAGCCGAUACCAGGGGGCAGACAUGUAGAUCCAGAUCCUGAUCCAUCUGUGGAUCUGGAAGGAGAUUUUGAAGAAGAAAACGGUAAAACCUUAACGUUACCAUUGUUUUGAUAUAAAAUUGUAAAAAAUUGUUAAACAGAAGCACUUUUUAUACUUUUACUUUAAAUUUGAAUUUCAAACAUUUUUGCUGUAGUUUGUCAGUUUUGAUUGGAAUAGUUUCAAAGUUUUAAGGGUUUGGUAUAAAAAUUCAUAUUUUAGGUCCAGAACCAGUAUUUAUUACGCAACCACCUCACAACAGGUUCAGUGGUAUGAAGUUGUCCAAGCUGUCCGUUUGUGAACAAGGGAUUCCGAUGGGCAGAUUCUGUGGAUUCAUGUUGAAGUACACGUACAACAAGGAGACUGGUCUCUGUGAAAAGUUCUGGUUUCCAGGAUGUAGGACUCCAGAGACCAACAACAACUUGUUUGAUGAAGAACAUCAAUGUAUGCAGGCUACUACAGCUUGUCAACGUGAGUUUUACUUGAGCUUUGAUGUUUACUGUACUGUAAUUUUAAAUUGAAUUUUCGGUUUCGGUAUCAGUUUAUUUAUCAAACCUAAGCACACUUUAUGUUGACAUACUUCUAAUAUAAUCACAAAAUGUUACUUUGAUUUACUCAGGAGGUGUACGAACAGCACCAGCACCACCCCCACUUCCUCAAGAGCGCACCAUCUUUACGAAAACCGAAUCCGGAUCCAGCGGCGGCUUCAUUCCUCAGAUCCCUCAAGGAUCUGGAAGACCGAAGCCUGAAUCUGGCUACGGUGGUGGUCCUUUGGGCACGGGGGGAGGGGGUGUUACUCAACCGCCUAACUUCAUUAGAUUAAUAGCUAACACCAUUCGUGAGGUGGGACAGUCUGGAGGGCACGGUGGAGGCGGAGGUGGCAUGAACAUGGGCAACAUACUCAAGAACAUUGACCCUGGACAGUUCGCGAACUUGUUCCAGCAGUUGUAAGUUGGGGAUGUAGUGGGGUUAUGGCAGAAAAGGUUACUGUAAUGCCUCUGUUAUGUAAGUGAAUAAUAUAUUUUUAUUCAGUGGCUAA